AUGUCUCCUGAAAAAUAUAGUGUGACUUUUCAACAACCUGCGUCUUCAUCGACCACGGACAAGCCCCCUGGGGACGUUGAACUUGGCUUGCCCAGAUCCAGCGGAGCACUAGAUGAACUCCCAGCAAUCUCUGCCUAUUCUUCCUUCACAGCCGUCGAUGAAUCUGCGUCAUUAUCAGAAUUCUCGAUAACGGCAAGAGUCAAAGGAUAUCUUCAGGAGCAAAUAGAUACUGGAAACAGUGAUCUAAUUCUCAUUGUUUGUUCGUUUAUCUCGGGGGUAAUCGAUAGCGCAGCGUUCAAUGCAUGGGGGAGUUUUGCCAGUAUGCAAACAGGAAACGUCGUUUUUCUCGCGCUUGGAGUUUCCGGGCAGCCUCCAGAACCACAGCUGCGAUGGGCAAAGUCCCUCAUCGCCAUAGCAACAUUCAUCGCCGCCGUUCUCUUUUUCACAAUUGCGUCGCGACUGCUUGGUCCUCUCCGUCGUUCGACGCUUCUCGCCUCGUUCACACUGCAGACCGCCGCUAUAUUGGCAUCGAGCAUCCUCGUCGAGACGGGUGUAGUCGACUCCCAAAUCGCUGCGUCAAACAAAGGCAUCCACUGGCUUCAAAUGGUGCCCAUUACCCUGCUAGCUUUCCAAGCUGCUGGCCAGAUCGUGACGUCUAGAAUGGUGCAAGUUGAAGAGAUACCUACGGUGGUGCUGACGACCGUGCUUGCGGACCUGCUCAUCGAUCCGCGCUUGGUCACAAAGGUCAAUCCUGUGCGGAAUCGCCGCAUAGCUACUGCGUUGGCACUGUUUAGUGGAGCGAUGCUCUCUGGCGGGUUGACGAAACUUGUGGGGCUAUCUUGUUCGCUAUGGUUAGCAGCGGGGAUUAAAGGAGUGAUAACGAUAUGUUGGGCGUUUUGGAGGCCGAAGGGAGAUGUGGCCCGGCCGCAUGCUUGCUUCUGGAGUUGA
This is a messenger RNA of Uncinocarpus reesii 1704, 948 nucleotides long. RefSeq lists its product as uncharacterized. The transcript has 2 exons. Bases 1 to 948 code for a protein of 315 amino acids. The record is from RefSeq and is a predicted model, not a curated record. Lineage: Eukaryota; Fungi; Ascomycota; Eurotiomycetes; Onygenales; Onygenaceae.